Messenger RNA from Cladocopium goreaui, 2217 nucleotides. Lineage: Eukaryota; Dinophyceae; Suessiales; Symbiodiniaceae. The record is from the annotation of a GenBank genome assembly.
AUGAGCGAUCAGGGCUUUCCCUGCGAAACCGCCCCGACCGGUCCGGCCGCGGACCCCAACCCAAGGUCGUCCGACAACAACCGGGCUCCAUUUGUGGGCGACGUGACGACUCCCGCGGGUGGGCGCGCUUGUCGAUUUUCCGGCACCGGAAAUUCCGAUUGCGGCUUGUUCUUAAAUCCCAAUCCCAAUCCCAGCAUCACCAAUGCGAGGAGGUUGUGCUGCUGCGUGCCAGCGGGGCAGGUGGACAACGAUCCCCACGUCCAUACGCUGAAAGGCGCGCACUACACGCUCUUGAAGAGUGGCAACUUCUUGGCAUGGAGUUUCUCCAAGGAUCCAGUGGAUUGGCACCUGUUGGCCGCAUACUCCGGUGCUAGUUCGCGGUUCACCACUCAGUCGCUUUUGCUCCUGGAAAAGCAGAGUGCACAGACUUUGGAGAUGACGGCGCGAGACUGUGUGUGGCAGACGAAAACGGAGAAUGGAUGGCGCAAAGUGCAGCCAGAGUUGCUGCUCCAGGGUGCUGCCAUCUUGGAUGCUUGGCAAAAACCGCAAAAACAAUGUUUCACACAUGCAGACAUGGGUGAAGGAACGAUACUGAAGAUUGGCAUGGCAUGUGAAUUUUGUGGAGUGGAACAGGCCAAGAGCCUUGUUCAGGAAUCUGAUGAAAGAAUCAAGGGGUUGGAAGGCUUAGCUCAAGAUGUGUACAGCCAGGCUUGUUCACGUAUUCAGGAGUUGCUUGGUGGUGUUGAGAGCCUUCAGCUAUCAAACCAGGGAUUUCAAAAGCAGAUCCAUCAAUUAAAUUCAGAAGUGGCCAAUGUUCGCGCUCAGUUGGAGCUUCAAAUUACUCGGAAUCACGAAUUGGGUAGCAGAGUUGAAUGCUCCGCCAACAUGUUAGACCACAAAGAGGGCGAAAUUUCACGACUGAUGGAUGAAAUCCACCAGCUGAAGGAUUCGGUCGACUCCCAGCGUUUGGUUUUGGAAGAAUCUCAAGCUCAGAACUUGUCCCUUUGUCAACGCUGUCAAGAUAUGGAGAUGAGUUUGGCUGCAGGAAGCGCCGCUCAACCAGUUGAUCAAUUCACGUCUGAUGCUCCACCUCCUCCGGCCUUUUCAGCGCAAUUGCUAUCCAUGAUGGAAGCUUUGCAAGAUCUUUCGACUCGUAUGUCAGCGGUUGAAGAUGCUCAAGGGAUUCAUGUCGAUCAAGUUCAGCAAGUUCGCAAGUUGGAAAGGACCAUUGAUGAGAUCAAGAGAAGCGAUGCUCAGUCGAUACAGCUGAAGGCUUGCCCCGAUCUAUCACCAACCACCUUGAAGUUGGGGACUUCCAGUGAGCUUGACGACAACAAGUUCGAGCUGCUUUCCAAGAACUUUCCGCACUGCCGGUGGUUUAGACGAGACGUGACCAAAGAGCGAAUGGGCAAGGACCUGCUGAAUAAGGUGAACCUGAAGAAGUCUGCAAAGUUCUUCCAGCGAAGUCAACCACAUGCUGCCAAAAUGAUCACUGUUCCCGGAAAGAUGAAUGCUUUGGACCUGUUGUCCUACUACCAUGACAACAAGUUGGCUUGCUUGAAUGUUUCCCAGCCCCAUGGCAAAUUCCUGGUGCUAUCCGAGAACAAGGAGGAGUCCCGCUUUCUGAUUGGGAGGGAGAUUCCAAAGCACGCAAAAGGGGCCGAGGAGAAGCCACAGCGAGAGAAGCCGAGAGCGACCAGCGAGAAGCCGCGAAGUACGACACAAAGCCGAGAGAAAGCCGAGAAGCCGAGGAAGCGUCGCAGCGCCAACAGCGUCGCAGCGUGGCUCCCGCGUCGCAGCGUCGCAGCGCCAACAGCGCCAACAGCGUCGCAGCGUCGCUCCCGCGUCGCAGCGUCGCAGCGUCGCAGCGCCAACAGCGUCGCAGCGUCGCUCCUGCGUCGCAGCAUCGCAGCGUCGCAGCGUCACUGGCCCAACGGCAGCGUCGCAGCGUCGCAGCGUCGCAGCGCCAACAGCGUCGCAGCGUCACUGGCCCAACGGCAGCGUCGCAGCGUCGCAGCGUCACAGUGUCGCCGGCCCCUGGCAGCGUCGCAGCGUCGCAGCGUCGCAGCGCCACCCGCCCCCCGGAGCGUCGCAGCGUCGCAGCGUCGCAGCGCCACCCGCGCCCGGGAGCGUCACAGCGCAACGUCGGAAACCCACGCUUCGGCCCCCUUUGCCCCUGCACUGAAGAAUUCUGCCUUCACAAAGUUAAGUUUGUGA